AAAAUAAGGCCCAAUGGCCCAAACCAAAAAUAUUAAAACCAAUAUUUUCAAGGAUAAGGAAGCCUAACAAGGUAACCAAGAGAUGAGAAACAAAUUGGAUGAUAGAUAAUUGUUUUUAGUGUAUUUUACAGCUGAUUUAAAACAUGGGUCAAAACCGACCCGUUAACAUAAGAGAUGGUAACAGAAAGCAAACACAAGAGGAAGGUUAAAGAAGAAAAAUAUCAAAAUGGCCCCCGCAUAAUUUGAUUUUUCAGUCUGCGGCCCUCGGUGGAAAAAGUUUGGACACCCCUGCCCUCGCCGCUCGACUCUUUAAUGGCACCGUCGGCGCGGUUCACAACAUCCUCGCACACGACAUGCUGCUCUGCUUCCGUCCGCCUCCAGCCAAGGCGGCUCCCCUAUGUGGGUGAAGGGCUCCUGCCGUGAAGAGUCGCCGGUGAAAGGACGGAGAAAAGGCUGCUCGGGGAACCGCGGGAGUCGGCUCGCUGGCUGCUGUUAGCCGCGGAGAAGCUAGCAGCGCCGCCAUCAUCUCCGCUCCUCUUCCCACGUCUCCCGCUGACAAGCCCGAGGACGGAUGGAAGCAUGAAGGCUGGAUCUAGCCCGCCAUCUGCCGCCCUCUGAGGGUUGCAGCAAUUUUGUUUGACUGAACCGGGAGAAAAAGAGGAAGAUGCCUCCCAGGCCGUCCUCAGGGGAAUUAUGGGGCAUCCACCUAAUGCCUCCAAGGAUCCUGGUGGAUUGCCUAUUGCCCAAUGGGAUGAUUCUGACCCUGGAGUGCCUCCGUGAGGCUACGCUCAUUACCAUCAAGCAUGAGCUCUUUAAAGAGGCCAGAAAGUACCCGCUCCACCACCUUUUGCAGGAGGAGACCUCCUACAUCUUUGUCAGUGUUACUCAGGAAGCUGAGCGGGAGGAGUUUUUUGACGAGACUCGAAGAUUGUGUGACCUUAGACUUUUUCAGCCCUUCCUUAAGGUCAUUGAACCAGUUGGCAACAGAGAGGAAAAGAUCCUGAACAGAGAGAUCGGUUUUGCCAUUGGUAUGCCGGUGUGCGAGUUUGACCUGGUGAAGGACCCUGAAGUUCAAGACUUUAGGAGAAACAUUCUGAAUGUGUGUAAGGACUCUGUGGAGCUGAGAGAUGCCACCGGGCCCCACAGCCGAGCCCUCUAUGUCUAUCCACCCAAUGUAGAAUCCACACAGGAACUACCAAAACACAUUUACAGCAAACUGGACAAAGGUCAAAUUAUUGUUGUAAUUUGGGUUAUUGUGUCUCCAAAUAAUGACAAACAAAAGUAUACAUUGAAGAUAAACCAUGACUGCGUGCCCGAGCAGGUGAUUGCAGAGGCCAUUCGUAAGAAGACACGCAGUAUGCUGCUUUCCCCCGAACAACUAAAGAUGUGUGUUCAGGAAUAUCAGGGUAAAUACAUACUCAAAGUUUGUGGCUGCGAUGAGUACCUGCUGGAAAAGUACCCUAUCAGCCAAUAUAAGUACAUCCGUAGUUGUAUCAUGCUAGCCAGGAUGCCUAACCUGAUGCUCAUGGCUAAGGACAGCCUCUACACCCAGUUGCCUCCUGAUAACUUUGUCAUGCCGUCAUACUCACGCCGCAUCUCCACAGCAACAUCAUACAUGAAUGGCGAGGCAGCUGCCAAGUCGCUGUGGACAAUCAAUGGAACACUCCGAAUACGGAUCCUCUGUGCCACCUACGUUAACGUCAAUAUAAGGGACAUCGACAAGAUUUAUGUGAGAACAGGCAUUUACCAUGGAGGAGAACAGAUGUGUGACAAUGUGAACACACAAAGAGUGCCCUGCUCCAACCCCAGAUGGAAUGAGUGGCUGACCUAUGACAUGUACAUCCCGGACAUCCCCCGUGCUGCCAGACUUUGCCUCUCCAUUUGCUCAGUCAAAGGCAGGAAAGGAGCCAAAGAGGAGCACUGUCCUUUGGCCUGGGGAAAUGUCAACUUGUUUGACUACACCCACACUUUGGUGGCGAGCAAGAUGGCACUCAACCUCUGGCCUGUUCCUCAUGGCCUGGAAGAUCUCCUUAACCCCAUUGGUGUCACGGGCUCCAACCCCAAUAAGGAAACACCAUGUCUGGAGCUGGAAUUUGACCAUUUCAGUAGUCAGGUCAAAUACCCAGAUAUGAAUGCUGUUGAGGAUCAUGCCAACUGGACAAUCUCAAGAGAAUUGGGGUUCAACUACAACUUCUCUGGUCAGAGCAAUCGUGUGGCAAGAGAUCACGCCCUGACCGACGGUGACACGGAUCAAAUGAGACAGCUGAGUAACAGAGACCCUCUCUCAGAAAUCACUGAACAGGAAAAAGACUUCCUCUGGAGACACAGGCACUAUUGCAUGAAUAUCCCAGAGAUCCUCCCCAAGAUCCUCCUCGCUGUCAAAUGGAACUCCAGAGAUGACGUAGCACAGAUGUACUGCCUAUUGAAGGAAUGGCCCUCCAUUCGUCCAGAGCAGGCCAUGGAACUGUUGGACUGUAACUACCCGGAUCCCAUGGUCAGACACUUUGCUGUCCGCUGCCUGGAUAAAUACCUGACCGAUGACAAAUUGUCUCAGUAUCUCAUCCAGCUUGUACAGGUGUUGAAAUACGAGCAGUACCUUGACAAUCCCCUGGCCCGUUUCCUCCUUAAAAAAGCUUUAACGAAUCAAAGAAUAGGACAUUUUUUCUUUUGGCAUCUCAAGGCUGAAACGCACAACAAAACAGUGAGCCAAAGAUUCGGUCUGCUGUUAGAAGCAUACUGCAGGGCUUGCGGCAUGUAUCUCAAACACCUCAGCAGACAAGUGGAGGCCAUGGAGAAGCUCAUCAACCUCACUGAUAUCCUCAAACAGGAAAAGAAAGAUGAGACGCAAAAGGUCCAGAUGCGGUUCCUUGUGGACCAAAUGAAAAGACCCGAUUACAUGGAUGCGCUACAGAAUUUCACAUCUCCUCUCAACCCUGCCAACCAACUGGGCAGCCUGAGGUUAGAUGAAUGCAGGAUCAUGUCAUCUGCAAAAAGACCAUUGUGGCUCAACUGGGAAAAUCCAGACAUAAUGUCUGAAUUGCUCUUUCAGAACAAUGAGAUUAUCUUCAAAAAUGGAGAUGAUCUGCGACAAGAUAUGCUGACUCUGCAGAUUAUCAAAAUCAUGGAGAAUAUUUGGCAGAAUCAGGGACUGGACCUACGAAUGCUGCCAUACGGCUGUCUGUCAUUGGGAGACUGUGUGGGCCUCAUUGAAGUGGUUCGUAGCUCACACACCAUCAUGCAGAUUCAGUGUAAAGGUGGCUUGAAAGGGGCUUUGCAGUUUAAUUCAAACACUCUGCAUCAGUGGCUCAAAGAUAAGAACAAGGGCGAGAUGUAUGAUAUGGCGGUGGAUCUUUUCACAAGGUCAUGUGCUGGCUACUGCGUAGCUACGUUUAUUCUUGGUAUCGGAGACAGGCACAACAGCAACAUUAUGGUCAAAGACGAUGGACAGUUGUUCCACAUAGACUUUGGACAUUUCCUGGAUCACAAGAAGAAGAAAUUUGGCUACAAGAGAGAGCGGGUGCCCUUUGUAUUGACCCAAGACUUCCUCAUUGUCAUCAGUAAGGGGUCUCAGGAGUGUGCCAAAACCAAAGAGUUUGAAAGGUUCCAGGAAAUGUGUUACAAAGCUUACCUUGCAAUCCGGCAGCAUGCCAACCUGUUCAUUAACUUGUUCUCCAUGAUGCUGGGCUCCGGCAUGCCUGAGUUGCAGUCAUUUGAUGACAUUGCGUACAUUAGGAAGACACUGGGACUGGAAAAAACUGAACAGGAGGCGUUGGACUAUUUUAUGAAACAAAUGAAUGACGCUCACCACGGGGGGUGGACCACUAAGAUGGACUGGAUUUUUCACACAAUCAGACAACACGCACUAAACUGAGCCGCACACCGACCUUUUCCAUUCGCCGCUGCGUGGUCCUCGCUUGAAGGUUUGAGGUGUCACUGGAUUUUUUAGUCCUACCCGUGUUCUCCAGUGUGUUGUUAUGUGUGUUGGAGCCUCAAUAUACUGGAAGUUCCUUCAUCGAGGCUGACAGAAUGCAUUCUUUGUUUUUGUUGAUAUUUCUAGACCAGGGGUCACCAACACGGUGCCCGCGGGCACCAGGUCGCCCAAAAGGACCAGUUGAGUCGCCCGCUGGCCUGUUCUAAAAAUAGCUCGAAUAGCAGCACUUACCAGUGAACUGCCUCUAUUUUUUAAAUUGUAUUUAUUUAGUAGCAAGCUGGUCUCGCUUUGCUCGACAUUUUUAAUUCGAAGAGAGACAAAACUUAAAUAGAAUUUGAAAAUCCAAGAAAAUGUUUGAAAGACUUGGUCUUCACUUGUUUAAAUAAAUUCAUUUUUUUUUUUUUACUUUGCUUCUUAUAACUUUCAGAAAGACAAUUUUAGAGAAAAAAAACAAUCUUUAAAAAUUAUUUUUGAAUUUUUAAACACAUAUACCUUUUUACCUUUUAAAUUAAUUUCUCUUCUUUCCUGACAAUUUAAAUCAAUCAAUCAUUCAAUGUUUACUUAUAUAGCCCUAAAUCACUAGUGUCUCAAAGGGCUGCACAAACCACUACGACAUCCUCGGUAGGCCCACAUAAGGGCAAGGAAAAACUCACACCCAGUGGGACGUCGGUGACAAUGAUGACUAUGAGAACCUUGGAGAGGAGGAAAGCAAUGGAUGUCGAGCGGGUCUAACAUGAUACUGUGAAAGUUAAAUCCUUAAUGGAUCCAACACAGUCGCGAGAGUCCAGUCCAAAGCGGAUCCAACACAGAUCCAAAUCAAUGUUCAAGUAAAUUCAUUUUUUUAUUAUAAAGAAUAAUAAAUAAAUUUUAAUUUAAAUCUUCAUUUUAGCUUCUGUUUUUCCAAGAAAAGUUUUUGUGAACUAUUUCUUCAAAACUAUUACGAUUAAAUUAAAAUAAAAUAUUCUAGCAAAUCUAGAAAAUCUGUAGAAUCAAAUUUAAAUCUUAUUUCAAAGUCUUUAGAAUUUCUUUUAAAAUUCUUGUUCUGGAAAAUCUAGAAGAAAUAAUGAUUUGUCUUUGUUAUAAAUAUAGCUUUUGCCAAUUUGUUAUAUAUUCUAACAAAGUGCAGAUUGGAUUUGAACCUAUUUAAAACAUGUCAUCAAAAAUAUAUAUUUAUUGUGAGAAAUCAUUAAGAUGAUCAGUGUUUCCAAAAAGAUAAAUAUCAUUAAUUAUUAAUAAUAACAUUGAGUUAACGAUAAAUUGACAAAAUUGGCUAUUUCUGGCAAUGUAUUUAAGUGUGUAUCAAACUGGUAGCCCUUCACAUUAAUCAGUACCCAAGAAGUAGCUCUUGCUUUCAAAAAGGUUGGUGACCCCUGCUCUAGAACAUGGAGAAUGGACAUUGCUCCUUAAAUGUGAGAGGAAUCCAUAAUGUGUGUGCGUGUGUGUGUGUGCGUAUUGUCCUGCUGCAAAAGGAGAGGCUUGCCUGGAAAACUUUUUGUGCCAAAAAGCUGGAUGGCGCAAAAAAAUGAUUAAAAUCGCAUAAUGGUGUUUUACUUCAGUAGUGGAACCUGUGUGCUGGCUGCCACUGCACACAGUUUUUAGUCUUCCGCCAUGUUUGUGGUAUAACAAGCUAAAGCGGGCACGUCUUUGCCACUUUUAGUAACCUUUUGCAUAUGCAGAGCUUGUCAUUGGCAACUUAUCAGUAUCCCCCCCAGCCUUAAAGAGAAAGCACUGCAGGCUCGGCGGCAUUUGUUGGUGGUGCACUCGAGUACUUUUGAACCACCUUUCAGGGUUAUGUUGCGUCCUUAAAAGCCACUAUUUGGAACUACUGGAACAAUAUUUCUGAAGGUUUUAUGUAUGUCUUUUUAUUCAUUGUUAUUGUGUUACUUCUUUCUGUUUGCAGUUUUCACCUUGGGGAAAACAUUUCAAUAUGGCCAUUGUUUACUUUUUAUUUUCAGGUUUAUACAGACAUUGACAAAGCAGUCACUGCAAACUUUAGGGUGUUCGGACUCGGGUCCACCCGAAGAGAGCGACAGGCGAUUCUUCUUUGGUUAUUUUGUGUACUUGUUUCCGUAUGUGAAGGACCGAUUUAGGAACUCCGUAAUAACGUCGCUAUUGGAAUAAUAUCCACAGACGACAGCAGACCAUGUAUUUGGCAAUUUAGCUCUGAAUUUUACUUGACUACUUACUGUGACUACACUUGUUCCUCUUCCAUCCUCUUUAUUAAUGGGUCGACGGUGCAUCGACCCAACAAUAAAGAGUCCUUUAAAAAAAAUGGUGAAUCGAGACGGUGAUCCAGAUUGCUCCCAACUUUUAAUCAUUUGUUCCUUUUCCAAUUUCUGGUAUUUCCUGAAAGUUCAAUCAAAAUCUGACAAUAGGAGCAGAAUUAAAUAAACAGAAUGGACCCUCUUGUCAGUCAUCCACUCUCUAUGUCUCUGUGGGUGUAGGCAGGGAGGCUAAGAUCCAUACAUAGAGCAGUUCAGAGUCGUAACAUGGUAGAAAUGAUCUGGCUCACCCCCAUAAUAUAAACACCUGUAUCUGACAUAUUCUGAAAGUUCAUGAAAAUACGCCAGUUUUUUAGCUAUGUUGCUAUCUUAACGGACAGGCAAAUAAACCUCAGUUAAUACAUUAAUAAGAUAAAAUGAUUCAGUGAUAAAUGUUUCAGACAUCUCAAUUCAUCCCGAACAGCUCAGAAUCAAUAUCUAUCGGAUAAUAUGACACAAACUUAAAUCAUUCAAAUUGAAUUCAGAAAAUGGAUGGCUGGAUACUCACCAGAGAUGCAAAUGAUCUAAAAUUCCAAAUUAAAUAGAUUAUGUGCAGAUCGCUACAGACUAUUCAGUUUAUUCGAUUUAGCAUGUCGAAAAGUUUUGCUCUGAUCAACCAAUCAGAGGAUUGAAAAAUGCAGCCAUUCUCGUACGCCAAUACUAGCUGGCUCACCGUGAGGAGGAUCUGAAAUUUGAUUGGUGAAAGAAGCAGCACCAUUGCUAAUAGUUUAGGCCAGCACUACUGAUUCUGAAGGCCUUGGGUUGAGUACUCCAAUCAGAUUUCGGUUUCGAACACAUACUGGUAGCCGUGCAGCCAGCAGACAAGCGACAAAAUGAACAUGUUACCGUAAACUGUUAGGAUUCUUGAGUAGGGUUGCAAAGGGGUGGAAAGUUUCCAGGAAACUUUCCGGAAAUUUACCACAGGACUUUAAGCUCGGGAAUUUUGGAAAUAUUGACCAUUUAAUAAUGCCUUUUUGUAGAAGCGUAAAACGUUAUUAUUGCACAUGGCUUCUGCAAUGUUACGAUCACUGUUGCCAACCCUAGCUCUAAAACAUUGAUUUAAUUAGCCUCGUUUAACAGUGCCCUUGACUAUGUCUGUUUGGAAGUCGCUUCCUCGCAGUUCCACUGAAGACACGGCACAAGAGCCCAGCGUGCAGUUUUUAACAAAGGUUUAAUGUACAUAGUUUUUUUCAAAGUCUAUCUCCCAACAGAACUUGGCUUUUCAGUCUCCGUCCGUAUCCUCUGUUCUUCUGCUCCCGUCCGCUUACUGUUAAAGACAACAGAUGAUUAGAUUAACACCUACCACCUGUGAAAUCUAAUCACCUGCCAGCCGUGUCUCGCCGUCAGCACUUCCACGGUGCUCUGUCCUCAGCACCAUGGACAGAGGCGGUGACUUUUGCUCCUGCAUCUCCCCUCACAGUCUGCCAUGAGAUUGUUGAAUGUUUUGCGUAGCUGCAUUUUUAUUAGUUACUAUAUUUACGCACACUUAACUGACUUUUGUCUCUCCUAUAACAAAAAAUAGGACUCAUGCCUUUUAGUAUGAGUCGCUUUAAAGAAUCUUUAAGGUGUGCUAAGGACGCACAUUGUAUAAGACAACUAUCAUUCGGGUAUACAAGGUCAACGUGUCAACACAAACUGUCAGUCCAGUGGUUGAUUGUACUGGAACUGUGAUGCUGGCUAGAAUGUAUUGAUCUGCUACCACAGGCCUUUACCGUAUGUGCACUCCUUAUUUAUGUCAGGUCUUAAUGUGUUUUGAUAUUUUUUCCAUGCCGCUCAAAAUUCCUCACGCAGUUGAUCCGAUUUAAAAAUAUAUUUAUAUGUUUGUUGCAGACUUUGCAAGAAAGAAAACUGCACUUAAAAGUUGUUGAACACAAUUGCCUUUCCGUCCAAAAGUGAGGGUAGAAAUCACACCUUUUUUCUUUAUGUUGCUUCUAAAGCAUCACUACAUGGAAACUAUUUAGCAGUAUGCAUGUAGACCAGGGGUCUCAAACAUGCGUUAUUUUGUGGCCCGCACCAUGAUGUAAAAAUGUAAUGUUGGUGUGGCCCGCAAGUUUAAUAUGAAUGGCGCUUUACAGAUUCAUACUUUUUUCCGAGAGACUACCGAUUUUCAGUGCCCCUCCAGGGGUGUUCUUUCUCCCGAACUUCACCCCAAACAACAACAUUAAGGGGGCACCGUGGAGGCGCAGCCUUUAUCGUACUCUACAUCUUGUACAAACAACGUGCCAGCCCAGCCACAUGCUGAGUCCGACUUUCGAAUAUUCAGUAAGCGACUGCAAGACAUAGUUGGUCAACAGCCACACAGGUCACACUGAGGGUGGCCGUGUAAACAACUUUAUCACUGUUACAAAUAUGCGACACACUUUGAACCCACACCAAACAAGAAUGACAAACACAUUUUGGGGAGAACAUCCAUACCUUAACACAGGGGUAGGGAACCUAUGGCUCGCGAGCCAGAUGUGGCUCUUUUGAUGACUGCAUCUGGCUCUCGGAUAAAUCUUAGCUGACAUUGCUUAAUAUUUUAAGUAAUGAAUGAUUCCACUUGUAAUCACAGUGUUGAAAAUAAUGUUCAAAAUAUAAAUCAUUCUCAUACAUUUUUAAUCCAUCCAUCUGUUUUGUACCGCACCCGCUCAAGAAUUUGCGUUAAUGGUAAGUUAUUUAUUUAUUCUUUGUUAGUGUGGGGCUUGCCCUCCUGGGGGUUUGUCAGACCACCAAGGACCAACAUGAGCGUCUGUUUCAGGGUUACAAUAUUGUUUUAUUUUUCAAAAAGUCUCUCAGUUGCUUUCCAGCAAUUGUAUUUUUCUCUUUCGUUUUCCCUCGCGCUCUGGCUCCAGCCCCAACCCCGUCUCUCCUCCUGGCUGCUGCUUAUAACGGAGUGACAGGUGAUUAGAUAACAAGGCCCAGGUGGGCCAUCUACGCACCUGUCGCUGAUUUCGAGGCCGGUCCUGGCACACCCCAGUUCGCUGCAGGCCAACAGGCCACGCCUCCUCCGCAGUUAGCUCGAGAAUAACAAUGUCAUUACAAAGAAUAAGAGACCUAUUAUACUCUAGAAAUGUUGGUCUUACUUAAAAAUGCACGCGUCUAGUUUUGUUCAGUGUAAAAAAAAAUAUUAUAUGGCUUUUACGGAAAUACAUUUUAAAAUAUUUGGCUUUUCGGCUCUCUCAGCCAAAUAGGUUCCCGACCCCUGCCUUAACACAACAUAAACACAACAGAACAAAUACCCAGAAUCCCAUGCAGCCCUAACUCGCCACCACAGAUGUCAAAUACAACAUGUGGCUGGGCUGGCACACUGUUUAUAUGGCGGAAAAGCGGAUGAGAAGGCGGGUCGAAAAGGUAGCUAGAGGCAGUGCCAUCAAAGCACCCCCUAAUAAUAUUUUCCGGGUGAAAACUUGAAGAUUGGAUGCCUUGGGAGGGGCACUGAUACUCAUGGUUUCCCGGAAAGAUCGAGAGAGUUGGCAAGCAUGUUGCUAGGGCGGGAAAGCUUUUCAAAAAAUGUGGAUACAUUAAAAAGUGCAUGUUAGAACAUUUUUCUUGCGGCCCAGCUUCAGACAGUUUCUGCAUUGAGUGGCUCCCAGGUCAAUUGAGUUUGAGACCCCUGAUGUAUAGACGGUCCAGACCAACAACUUGUGUGUAUUGUAGACCUGAAUGUCCUUGCCGUGUGUGCAUGUGUUCUUACUGUUUGUCUGCACGGGCUGCAGAACAUCACUGGCAGGUCCCAGUGACAACCCCACUAUGAAUUUCUACUCGUGUGUGUGUGUGUGUGUGUGUGUGUGUGCGUGUGCAUUUGUCACUCAUUUCUAGCAUAUUAGUCUUGUUUAAUUUAACGAGAGUGAGGAAUUGUAAAAUGAGGAAAAAAAUGCAGAUUUUUGGCAUUCCAUGUUUCCAGAAAUUGCUUUUAAACCCGAUUGUGUGUAUGGAGGAGUGAUGAUUACAAACACGGUCACAUGGUCUAACACUGAGCACCCCCAAAACAUAAUGCAAUCCAAUGCAAAUACAGGAUAUGUGAAAUGAAGAAUUCAUGUUUUUGAUUGUGUUUCCGUCUAACCGUUUGAACAUAUUUCCCUCCAUCGGAUCUACUGUAAUUUUGGGUGUGACUAAUUGUGCUCUCGGGCCUUUAAACUGAAUGGAUAUUGAGGGUUGUGGAAAUACACUAAUUCCUGUUUAGAUCAAAAUAUUGUUGAUGUUUUAUUACAUAUCAUCCUUUUGAAAUGACCCAGGGUAGGGCUGGGCGAUAUGGCCUUUUUUUAAUAUCUCGAUAUUUUUAGGCCAUUUCACGAUACACCAUAUAUGUCUCCAUAUUUUGUCAUAGCCUUGAAUGAACACAUAUAAUCACAGCAGUAUAAUAUUCUAUGUGUCUACAUUAAGACAUUCUUCUUCAUACUGCAUUAAUAUAUGUUACUUUUAAACUUUCAUGCAGAGGGAAAUCACAACCAAAAGUGUAUUUAUUAAACAGUUAUUAAGCAGUGGUACAAACAUUCAUGUCAUUAACAAAACAGAAAGUGCAAGAUUGUGAGAGACAUUUUAAAACAAGCUACGAGUGCACUUUUGUGCAUGAUGUCACUAAGAUGACUUAUCAAAACAACACUCAAUUAGAGUGCACUUUUUGUACAGAACGCCACUACAAUAGUUUAAAACUAAUAAAGUGCACUUUUGUGCAUGAUGUCACACAAGAUAUUUCAAUAACUGUCAAAUAGAAAUGAGCUGCAUAAUAGGAAAUCAAAUAAUGUACGUCCUUCGCUAUGUGGUAGGUUAUCUCCUUCUGUGUGAGGACUGGUGGGCAUGGUAAUGCCAGGUUUGUCCCUCCAUGGAUGUGUUGACAUGAACACAACAAAGGUAGGCUCUUCAAAUAUUCAUUUAACAAAAAGAGAGCUCUGAACAGAAAUACUGGAGCUAAUAAAAAGGCAAACCAAAAACGCUAGUAUGAAAACCAGGGAGUAAAAAUAGACAAACUAAAAUAGCACGUUGGCACAAAAGAGAAAACAAAUCAUCGGUAUGUAAACUGGACAAAACAAGUGGCUUAGCGUGAGAAGCUAGCGAGAGUAGAAAUACUUGCGUGAAAGCAAAUGAUCAAAAUCCAGACGUACAGUGACGUGGAAGCAAACUGUGAACCCAGGCCGAAUGAACAGAAGACUGGCUUGAAUAGGAGGGUGAUAAUUAGUAGCAGGUGUGCGGGGCGAGACUAGCAGGUGGACUGAUGAGUGACCAUGGUGACAAAGCAAACAGGAAAUAAGGAGUCGGAGAAAUAUACAAAAUGGAAAAAUAAAUAGUGUAGAUCUGAGCAGCAGAUCGCAACAUUCUGUUGUUGACUAUGUUUUUCAUACAGUGUUUAUGUGGAAAUGCUUGCCUCGGUAUUUUGUUGGUGUGGCACCGAACGGAGAUGUUGACAUGCGGAGUAAACACUCUUCAUUUUCUAGCAGGUGACUUUUCAAUUGAUGCUAAAUAUUAGCAGUAAUGCCACUUUUUGUAGCACACUUGACAAAUUACGGUUGUCUGUUCGACAUCUUCCCGCUUGAAGCCAAACCACCGCCGGACGAUGGACCCCCUGCUGUUUUUCUUGGAAAUUAUUUCUUCCUUCAUUUCUUACCAGAUUCGCACCUUCUUCCUCUCGUAUUACCACUCGCACCACAGCUAACGUUACCCAUGCCGCUACCUCUCUGCUCCGCGGGGGCGCAUACCAGGGGUAGGGAACCUAUGGCUCGCGAGCCAGAUGUGGCUCUUUUGAUGACUGCAUCUGGCUCUCGGAUAAAUCUUAGCUGACAUUGCUUAAUAUGAUAAGUAACGAAUGAUUCCACUUGUAAUCACAGUGUUGAAAAUAAUGUUCAAAAUAUAAAUCAUUCUCAUACAUUUUUAAUCCAUCCAUCUGUUUUCUACCGCACCCGUUCAAGAAUUUGCGUUAAUGGUUAGAAGUUAUUUAUUUAUUCUUUGUUAGUGUGGGGCUUGCCCUCCUGGGGGUUUGUCAGACCACCAAGGACCAACAUGAGAGCCUGUUUCAGGGUUACAAUAUUGUUUUAUUUUUCAAAAAGUCUCUCAGUUGCUUUCCAGCAAUUGUAUUUUUCUCUUUCGUUUUCCCUCGCGCUCUGGCUCCAGCCCCAACCCCGUCUCUCCUCCUGGCUGCUGCUUAUAACAGAGCGACAGGUGCGUCUGCUUCACAAUACGAAGGUCCUGCAGUCCUGGGUUCAAAUCCAGGCUCGGGAUCUUUCUGUGUGGAGUUUGCAUGUUCUCCCCGUGAAUGCGUGGGCUCCCUCCGGGUACUCCGGCUUCCUCCCACUUCCAAAGACAUGCACCUGGGGAUAGGUUGAUUGGCAACACUAAAUUGGCCCUAGUGUGUGAAUGUGAGUGUGAAUGUUGUCUGUCUAUCUGUGUUGGCCCUGCGAUGAGGUGGCGACUUGUCCAAGGUGUACCCCGCCUUCCGCCCGAUUGUAGCUGAGAUAGGCGCCAGCGCCCCCCGCGACCCCAAAAAGGGAAUAAGCGGUAGAAAAUGGAUGGAUGGAGGUGAUUAGAUAACAAGGCCCAGGUGGGCCAUCUACGCACCUGUCGCUGAUUUCGAGGCCGGUCCUGGCACACCCCAGUUCGCUGCAGGCCAGCAGGCCACGCCUCCUCCACAGUUAGCUCGAGAAUAACAAUGUUAUUACAAAGAAUAAGAGACCUAUUAUACUAUAGAAAUGUUGGUUUUACUUAAAAAUGCAGGCGUUUAGUUUUGUUCAGUGUAAAAAAAAAUAUCAUAUGGCUCUUACGGUAAUACAUUUUAGAAUAUUUGGCUUUUUGGCUCUCUCAGCCAAAAAGGUUCCCGACCCCUGGCGACGUAUGUGACGUAGAAGGAGAGACAAGAAAGAGGGAGAAGAGCCUGUAGUGUAAUGCCCGCAGCUAAAAGCAACUGCGUGAGAACGUAUACUCCAAUAUCACCACAUAGUCAUUUUCUAUAUCGCACAGACAACCCCGCGAUAUAUCGAGUAUAUUCCAUAUAUCGCCCAGCCCUAACCCGGAGUAAUAUAGAGGCAGUGAUUUACAUGUUGUCUUUGUUUUUAUACUGUGUUUUAUUGUACAUUACAUGUUAUCAUACAACCUUAGCCAUUACUAUGAAUGAGCAGUGCCCCAAUGUAUUGUUUUUUCACAUCCUAGCUGCAUGAGAUUGUAUAAAUGUUAAGUGUUUACCAUGCAAAGCAGUUACAAAUAUUCGUAAACGAAUGCCUUAAUGUUCCCCCUCCUGACAGGUUCAUCUUCUCAUUACCAUGUUUUAUUUAUAACUACUGUAUAAUGUGUUGUUUUUUUCCUUGUUCAAGUUUGCACCCGGACUGUCUGACCAUACGAGUGUUUUGUGAGGAUGUACAAAUACAUUUGGUAAACAUUCA
Messenger RNA from Nerophis ophidion (straightnose pipefish), 13538 nucleotides. Its product is annotated as phosphatidylinositol 4,5-bisphosphate 3-kinase catalytic subunit alpha isoform-like. NCBI's taxonomy places the organism in Eukaryota, Metazoa, Chordata, Actinopteri, Syngnathiformes, Syngnathidae. Gene Ontology annotation, biological process: phosphatidylinositol-mediated signaling; phosphatidylinositol 3-kinase/protein kinase B signal transduction; phosphatidylinositol-3-phosphate biosynthetic process. Gene Ontology annotation, cellular component: phosphatidylinositol 3-kinase complex, class IB; cytoplasm; phosphatidylinositol 3-kinase complex, class IA. The transcript has 26 exons. The record is from RefSeq and is a predicted model, not a curated record. Gene Ontology annotation, molecular function: 1-phosphatidylinositol-4-phosphate 3-kinase activity; 1-phosphatidylinositol-3-kinase activity. Bases 665 to 3871 code for a protein of 1068 amino acids.